Messenger RNA from Corapipo altera (White-ruffed manakin), 3244 nucleotides. It is a transcript of the gene PSMD5, whose product is annotated as proteasome 26S subunit, non-ATPase 5. Bases 1 to 1536 code for a protein of 511 amino acids. The transcript has 10 exons. Gene Ontology annotation, biological process: proteasome assembly. The record is from RefSeq and is a predicted model, not a curated record. Gene Ontology annotation, cellular component: cytosol. Lineage: Eukaryota; Metazoa; Chordata; Aves; Passeriformes; Pipridae.
AUGGCGGAGGCGGCGGCCAAGAUGGCGGAGGCGGCGGCGGCGCUGCUGGAGCGGGCGGCCCGGCGGGACGCGGAGCUCGAGGAGCUGCGGGCCCUGCGGGUCGCCCUGCAGGCCGUGCCGCCAGCCGCCCUCCGCGCCCGCCUCGGCGAGCACCACCUGGGAGCGCUCUUCGCCCUCCUCAGCGCCAAUGACCGGGAACAGGUGUCCGCGUGUGUUUCCAUUCUGGAGAGGCUCCUGCAGGCCCUGGACCCCCUGUACGUGAUCCAGAACCUCCGGGAAGAACUCCAGAAAGGACUUUGUCACCCCGAGGACUCCGUGAAGAUCCUCACCAUAGCCCAGGUUGGGAGGAUUGUUGAAGACCCAGGUGCUGUCACAGAAAUUCUCAACAGCCCGGAGCUGUUACGGCAAAUAAUAAACUGCAUUGGGGGAGAGAAGAUUGCAGUGGCCAAGGAGGCCAUCAAAUCCCUGUCCAGAAUAGCCCAGACACAAGAAGGUCUGGAGGCUUUGUUUGUGAGCAGUUUGUUGAGUGACCUGAAAAACGUCAUGGCCACGAGUGACAUCGUUCGGUACCGAGUGUACGAGUUAAUUGUGGAGAUUUCUUCAGUGUCAGCAGAGUCCCUGAAUUACUGUGCAAACAGUGGGUUAAUAUCUGAGUUAAUUGGGGAGCUCACUGGAGAGGAUGUGCUGGUCAGAGCCACCUGUAUAGAGAUGGUGACCUCACUGGCCCACACCCCCCAGGGCCGGCAGUACCUGGCUCAGCAAGGAGUGAUUGAUAAAAUCUCAAACAUCAUCCUUGGAGCAGAGUCUGAUCCUUUCUCCAGCUUCUAUUUACCAGGAUUUGUGAAGUUUUUUGGGAAUCUGGCAGUUGUAGACAGCCCCCAGCAGAUCUGUGAGCGGUACCCUGUCUUCAUGGAAAAAGUCUUUGAAAUGGCAGAAAGUCAGGAUCCAACCAUGAUUGGAGUGGCUGUGGACACCCUGGGAAUCCUGGGAUCAAAUGUGGAAGGCAAACAGGUUUUACAGAAAACUAGAAGUAGGUUCCAAAACCUGUUGAGCAAAAUAGGGCACCAGGCCAAGAAUGCCCCCACGGAGCUACGGCUGCGGUGCUUGGAUGCCAUUUCAUCUCUUCUUUACUUGCCUCCAGAGCAGCAGACAGAAGACCUUUUAAGGAUGACAGAAUCCUGGUUCACAUCCCUGUCCAGCCAGCCCCUGGAACUCUUCAGGAGCAUCAGCACUCAGCCAUUCCCUGACCUCCACUGUGGGGCUUUACGGGUGUUCACUGCCAUUGCAAAUCAACCAUGGGCCCAGAAGCUGAUGCUGCACAGCCCGGGGUUUGUGGAGUACGUUGUGGACAGAUCUGUGGAGCCUGACAAAGCUUCCAAGGACGCUAAAUACGAACUGGUGAAGGCCCUGGUAAACUCCAAAACAAUUGCAGAGAUCUUUGGAAAUCAGUAUUACCUGAGGCUCAGGGCUUACCUGCAGGAGGGCCCUUACUAUGUCAAGGCAGUUUCUACCACAGCUGUGGAAGGAGCAGAAUAAUGUCACUGGUGUCUUGCAAAACGUGUUCCUGAAACAGAGGUUGAGGUACAAGGUGUAAAGACUCUCCACACUGGGGUGUCUUUAGGUUGUCUCUUUAAAGGAAUGUGAGGAUAUUUUGACUCUGUUUGAAAUGAGUCAUGAGAGCAAAUUAAAGCCUAUUUGGUGUUUCCCUAUAAAUGUCACGGCAGAAGUUCCCUGUGUGCUGUCAUGAGACAACCCAGGUAAGCACUUCCCAACUGCUGCACUUCCCAACUACUGACUGUGUUUGAUUUUGCAGAAUUUGUUGGUGGUUGGUUAAAUAGUUGUUGGAUUUGGAGUUUCUAUCGUGUUUUCUCAGUAGGUUCCAGUUCAGUUAAAAAAGGCAAAAACCAAACACCAAAACACCUUGAGGUUUGUAGCCUCAGAUGCUGCCACAGUUUCUUUUUUUUUUUUUUUAAAUCUUUUUUUAUAUCUGCCAAAAUUGGCACUUGCAUGGAACACACUCUUUACCCUGUCAGAAUCCUGUUGCUGAGAAUAAGCCACACUCUGUCCACAUGAGGGAGUAUGAACUGGAUUCUCUUCUGUUCUCAACCUGCUGGAUGUGAGUCUUGCUUGAAUAAAUAACCCUAAAUAUUGUUUACAUCUUAUGCUGAGGAUUUAAAAAACAAACCUUGUAGCCCUUUUGAAAACAAAUCAAUGCUGUAGUGGAUCAAACCAAACUGGAGCUUUGUCUCCCUUUGCUGCAACGUGGUGUGGCAGCUCAGUUUAGUGGCUCAAAAAGAGCCUGAACUGUAACACUGCAAAGCUACUUCAGAACCAAAUCUUUAAUUGUUUAUACCGUUUUUUAACAGAGAUUACAUUUUUUUUAAGUGUUAUUUAAAGAAACAUAUGAUUUUAGUUGCCCGAGUUAAAGGGGUAAGAACAUGAAACUUUUGUGUUUAAGGGUGUGAAUGAACCAGGAGGAUGGAAAUGUACCUUAGGAAGCUGGAAUCUUCUUUUGAAAAUUUCAGAUAACUGUGGGAGAGAAUCAAGAUGUGUCUUUGUCCAUAAACAGGGACCACAGUGUACUUUAUAUCAAAGGCUUAUAUUAUUUUUGUUGAGGACAUAUUUGAGGAAUAGCUGAGGGGGGAGCAUAAUAAACCAUGGAAUUGCUGCUUUGGGGCUUGUUUUAGUGAUGUGUCAGUCAAGGAUGACUCUGGCAAUGCUCAACCCAUGUCCCUGUGCUGCCAAGGAAGCAGGAGGAUCCAGUCAUGCAGGAGUUCUCUCCUUGCAUGUGGGAGGUAGAGGUGCAGCUGCUAUUGCCAAAAAUCGCUGCCAGGGAGUGCAAGUGGGCUCAGAGGAGCUGGGGAGGAUCCCUUCGUGUUUGCUAAGUGUCUGAGAGGAGGGAUCUGCCUUGCUGCUCCAAGAUGGACAAAAAGUUGUCCUCCUCCAUGACACUGCUGCUGCUUUCACCCCAAAUGUGCCCCAAAACUAUCUGCUGGUGAGAAAUGUACCACAGUGUCUUGUUUGUAAAUAGAGAACAUGGAACUUCACGAGUCCUGCAUCCAGAAAAAAAAAACAUCAAAGCACUGACAAGGAAAUGAAAAAAGAAUAUAGAAGUCUGUACUUUGCACUUGUUUUGGGCAGUUCAACUUUGUUGUUUUAGGUGGCUUUGUGUGCUGGUCGCUCUGUAUGAGCCAUAUGCUACAAACCUCAGUAAAAGAAAUCAAUAUAUAAACCUUUUCUGCAA